UCUCAUUAAAGAGCUCAGCCUUCAGCUCCCCGGAUCCUUCCAAUUCUCCCGAGAUGACCUGUGCGAUCUGAAAGCAGAGAGCAGCCCCACCAUGGACAACGAGAUAACAGCAAAGGAGAGAGGAGUCCUGCAGGAGAACAAUGAGAAAGAAGAGAUGGACAAGGAGAGAGCUCAGGAGGAAGAAGGCGAGGAGAGGAAACUGAAGGAGGAAGAGGGUGAAGGGGAGGAGAAGGAGAAAGAGCUGCUGACAGAGGAGCAGGAGCUGGAAGAGCUGAGGUCCCAGGUGCUGCAGCUGCUGCUGGAGCUGGAGGAGGCCCGAGAGACCUCCAACAAACACCAGGAGAGCUUCCACGAGCUGCAAGGUCUGUUGGAGGAUGAGCGUUUGGCCAGUGCCCACCAGGCAGAGGCUUUCACACGCCAGAUCCAGAAUCUACAAGCCCAGCUGCGCUCGGUGCAGGAGGAAAUGGACAGCCUGGAGGAGGAGAAGGAAAGUGAAUUGGCUGAGGCCCAGGAGGAGCUGCGAGUUGCUCAGGAGGAGGUGGUGCUGCUUCAGCAGGCAGCGGAGGAGGCAGCAGCAGAGAGGGAGAACGACAUUGCCUCCCUGCAGGAGGAGCUGUGUCGUCGGCGAGCUGAGCUGCAGCGCCUCAGCGAGGAGGCCCAGGAGUACGAGUUAGAGAUCACCACGCUAAGGGCUGAGAUCAGCAUGAAGAGCCAGCGCAGGGAGGCCGAGAGGAGAGAGGGUGAUGUUGACCUGCUGAAAGAGGAGUGCAGUACGCUGAGGGAGGAGUGUCAGACCCUGAAGGAGAACAACAGACGUCUCUCUGAGAAGCUGCAACAGCUGCAGAGACAGAGGACAGGCAGCUCCCACAGUGUGUACUUCUCACUGAAAGAAGACGACGCUGGGGAGGGCACAGAGGGGAAGGACGCGGAGACGGGCUCAGACGAGGCCAUGACAGAGAGCUACAUGACCAUGGCCCAGUCUGAGAGCACCAACUGCCGCUUGGUGGACGCCUCCAUUCAGAAGAACAUUUCAUUUGAUGGAAAACCCAUGACACCGACCAGCUGGACUGGGGGCAUGGGGGAGAUCUUCUCCCUGAGGGACCAGCUGAAACAGGCUGAGGAGAGGGCCUUGCAGGUCCAGAGAGAGUGUGAUGGUCUGAAGACGGAGCUACAGCAGCUGCAGGUACUGUAUGACAGCAGCCAGCGGGAGCGAGCGGAGCUGGAGGAGGAACUGCAGCGCUGCAAGGCGGAGCUGGAGAAGCUGUCUGGGGACACCCAGAGCUUCAUCCAUCCGUCUGAGCACCCUGUUCUCUCCAUCCCCUUCAUAGGAAUGAUUGUAAUAGUGGCUGUGGUUUGGUGCUGGUUGUCGGAGCUGGCGUCCCAGAGAGCAAGGGGAGUGAGGUAGGUUGGAACCCCAUUUUGACUGUCACUGCAGCCACAGCAGUGCUUCUAAUGCUGACUAGCUUGUUGAGAGCUGCGGCCCGAUGCUGACUGAAUGGGCAACAACUGCACAAAGACAGACAUCUGCUUCAGACCAGCCCUCACUCUCUCCUGCCAUGUCUUUAGAUUGAACUGGAAAUAUAUAACAAAUAUAUAUAGAUAUAUAUGUUGUUGAACUGACAAGUGCGUGGUGGAGGAAACAUGGGAAAUGCUGUUUCGAAUAAGAGGGUACAUGCAACGAAGAAGAUCCUGCUUGAUGGGCACGUGACGAGAAGAUGGCGAUGAGCUGAUCCACAGUGGGGCAAAAUGAAGACCAGUUUCACUCCACUAAAUGUUUGCCAGUGUUGUGUCUAAUCAUUCCUUUCUUGUAUCUGUGGAUAUUACUUUAUCUUGCCUAGCUGACAAUGUGAUCAAACUGAAAUUAAUUAAUGAUAAUGAAUGUCUUGUAACAAAUGGUUCUCCGUUUAUUUACCCAUUAUUUAUUAUUUUGUUUGAAUAUCUUUUGUAGUUGUCUUUGGUAAUAACGACAACAUGCGUUCUGGACGUUUAAUGCACUGAAAUCACUAUUCUUCAUAAGCCCCUAAAAAGUUAAUAGAAAGAGCAGUAUGUGUUUUUGUUAAUGUGUCGGUUUUUGAUGCAUCUAGAAAUGCAUGUCUGUCACAACUGUGACUUUGUGAAGAUUACAUUAUGAGCAAUGAACUCCCAGUGACCCUUUGCUUCUCCCCAAAAAUUGUAGCUGCAAAUUCAAAUAUGUGUUUGAAAUGGAAAAGACAUCAAACUGAAUGAAGGUGUUACCAAAUCAAUCUACUACUAUCCUGCUGCUUAGGGUUUGGAAUUUUAGAUAUUGUAAUAUCGUAAUAUUGCAUAAGUGUUGUCUUUUCCUUGUUUUAAAGGCUGCAUUACAGUGAUUUAUUUUCUGAACUUAUCAGACUGUUCCAAUAUUUGCCUUGACCCACUUAGUUAUUAUACAGGCAUUACAGAUGAUUAUUUAUGAAAAAUCUCAUUGUGUAAUACAUAUCGCCCAGCCCUACGAGAAUCACACUGGUGUGAUUAUAUUCAUCAAAGGGUAAAUCGAGCAAGUGCUUAAGAGAUUUCAAAACAUUGAGAUAUAUAUAUUGUGUAUCAUCUAAUAAUAUUGUGCUAUUAUUUAUAGGCCAUAUCGACCAGCCCGAUGCAGUUGUUAUUCUGCACUGUUCAACACUAGGAUAACAAUACAUUUUCUCUUGCCAUUGUUUAACUGUGACUUUCCUUCUGAUGUGGUUGGGGCCAGUACUUGUUCACAGUGUCUUUCUAUUUGUGUCCUUAGCCAUAGACCAUGUCCAUUCUGCCUGCCUUUUGCAUUGUGUUGUGUGUGACUGAAAUCAGCUGAAGUAUGAAGCUAAAAUAACAAACUUGUCCUAAUUAUCAGUGAUCCCCCCAAAAAUGACAGAACCUUGCCCUUUAACCAUUAAUCUUAAAAUAUUCACAUUCGAUGAUUGAAAAUCUGUACUUUGACACUUACAACUAUGUUAUUAUACUUAUUAUAUGUAUGAUUUGCUGUUAUUCUGUUAUCUACUCAUCACCACAACUCAUUAAGCUUGAGAACAAACUUUGCCACCAUCAAGCUAUGCUUUUCUAAGUAUUGUGAUUAAGGUCGAUGGUGAGUCCAGAUUUUUCCGGUUACACAGCAUGACAAUAUCGACUGUCAGCAUUUCUUUGUUCAUCUAUGGCUCGGUUCAAGUGAGAAACUGCAGAUGUGACAAAGGCAGCUUGGCAUUCAGCCUCAUUGAUGUAGCUGAAGAGAGCAACGAGGGUUAGUGGAUUGCCGAGGGCAUUUUCUAAAUUCAUAUUCAGAAACGAUACGGUUCAGAAAUAUAUAAUUAGGAGUGUGUCACAGUUUAAUUGUUCUCCUGGCUGUUAGCUAAAAAUAUAUAUCUGGCAGGAGUCUAAAAAUUACUGUUUACAAUACAUAAGUGAUUUUUUUUUUUUUUUUUGUGAUUUAGUAAAUAUAUCUUUUAGAAAUGAAAGUGCAUGCUACCAUACAUAUGGAAGAACAAUAUUUAAUUUAUGUUGGUUAUGUUGUUUCUGUUACUUUGCAUUUGAUGUAAAUAGUCAGAUGUGAAAUAUAGUACUAUGGGAGAAACAUUUCUUAAAUCCAUUUGUACUAGCUUUGUAGAAAGUUUAUUCUAUUUUGAGAAAGCGUUGUAUAUUUGAUAGCCAAAUUAUAUGCUAUAUAAAUGUUUAUUUAUGGUGGCGUUAUUCACAUGAACCGUUAGCACAAUUUCCACUUCAGUACCUCUAUGUUGGUGGUGUACUCAUUGCAUGCAUAUAGAUUGCAUUUGAUCUUAGUUAUCAGAAAGAGCAUUAGGAAGCCACUUAUAUUUUUCAUAUGUAUUGAAAUAUUUUAUGAAAUCAUGUCAUUAAACGCAACAUGGAUAAGCAAUGCAUCACCAAUAUUUUUUUUCUGCAGAUGAACUUACCUUACACUUCAGAGACAGUCGCCCGCUGCACUGCAAUUAAAGUCACUGUUUAUUUAAAAAUUGAUCAAUUUGCAAUAGCUGGUCAGUUCCCAGUGACUGCAAUAGUACAUAUGAAUGUUGUCUCAUUUUGACAUUAUUUCUGGGCUUAUUUCAUGGAUAGUAACUUUGACAUACUGUACUUUCACAAGUCUCUAUAUUGCACAGUGUUUCUCAGCUUGCUGCUUUGCUUCUUGAUAGAAUUGUCGUUUUCGAUAUAAGUUGUGGCUAUUUUGUUACUUGGAGGUCUAUUUUGUACUCGAAAUGACUUGACAAAAUAAAUAUACUCACUCCACAUGA
Molecule: messenger RNA, 4235 nt
Organism: Myripristis murdjan (pinecone soldierfish)
Lineage: Eukaryota; Metazoa; Chordata; Actinopteri; Holocentriformes; Holocentridae
Product: coiled-coil domain-containing protein 136-like
Exons: 10
Coding region: 92-1405 (437 amino acids)
Biological process (GO): single fertilization; acrosome assembly
Cellular component (GO): acrosomal membrane
Source: RefSeq, a predicted model, not a curated record